UUUACAUUCAUAUGUCGUAAAAGAAAACAGUUCAUUUCAGUAAUUGUUUGUUGUGCUUACUUGCACGCUUUGGCUGCAAGUUUCUUAUAACUAAACAUCAACUGUCCUUUUAGUACUGAAAACCCAAAAUGACACAUUGGUGUGCAGUUCCGAAAGUGUAUGAUCCACUGAAAGCUGGGAGCAUCGAUGGAACUGACACAGAACCUCAUGAUAGAGCAAUUUUACGUGCCAUGAAUGCCAAAUACAAACCAAACAAAAGUGUUGUUGGUGAUCCAGAGAAUACAGUCUUUGUUGGCCGUCUCAGUCCAAACACUGAUGAAGAAAUGAUAGAGGAACAUUUCAAGAAAUAUGGGAAGAUAAAACGAUUGCGUCUUGUGAGGGAUAUUGUGACAGGGUUUUCACGUUGUUAUGCUUUUGUUGAGUACUUCAACAAUGAUGACGCUUAUGGGGCACAGAGAAACGCGGAUAAGACAAUUCUUGAUGAGAAAGAGAUUUAUGUAGAUUUUGAAUGUGAAAGAACAAUGAAAGGAUGGAUACCAAGAAGACUUGGUGGUGGCAUAUGUGGAAAGAAAGAAUCUGGCCAGUUAAGAUUUGGUGGCAUAAAUAGACCAUUUAAGAAACCAUUCAAUGUAGACAGUAUACAAAAUACAGAAGGUUCAACAUUUCGUGAGAGACUUGAUGUACAGGAGAGAGGGGACCUGAGGGACAGAGAUAGGUAUAACAGACCUGAAGGGAACAUGUACAGCCAAAGAGAUAGAGGUCAAAGAUCUGGUGACAGAAGGUCUAGGGACAGGUCAGAGAAGGGUCAAAGUUCACGAGAUCGGAGGUCAAGAAGCAGAACAUCUGAGCGUUCUAGACAUAAGCAUUAAUUGACAAAUAGUCAUAUUGAUUUUAAUUGUAAUUACCUGAUGCCAAGUAGCUAUUUGUUUAGUUAUUUGAAAUGUGUUCCGUUAUUAUACAGUAAUGAGUAUUCGGUCUAAACAUCGGUGAUCACAAUGCUUGUAGAAAAUGUCAGAUUGCUUACGUUCAUAUGUAAUAUGUUACCUUCUGAAAAUAAAUAUUUAUUAUUAUUA
Molecule: messenger RNA, 1073 nt
Organism: Dreissena polymorpha
Lineage: Eukaryota; Metazoa; Mollusca; Bivalvia; Myida; Dreissenidae
Product: U11/U12 small nuclear ribonucleoprotein 35 kDa protein-like
Exons: 2
Coding region: 129-869 (246 amino acids)
Biological process (GO): mRNA splicing, via spliceosome
Cellular component (GO): U12-type spliceosomal complex; precatalytic spliceosome
Molecular function (GO): mRNA binding; snRNA binding
Source: RefSeq, a predicted model, not a curated record